Molecule: messenger RNA, 2785 nt
Organism: Nematostella vectensis (starlet sea anemone)
Lineage: Eukaryota; Metazoa; Cnidaria; Anthozoa; Actiniaria; Edwardsiidae
Product: protein Wnt-4a
Exons: 5
Coding region: 1184-2242 (352 amino acids)
Biological process (GO): multicellular organism development; cell fate commitment; neuron differentiation
Cellular component (GO): extracellular region
Molecular function (GO): frizzled binding; cytokine activity
Source: RefSeq, a predicted model, not a curated record
AAAACCCAAAUAGCGUAUCAUUUUAUUUCUUUGUGCAGUUUAUUUCAAGUAAUAGUAUCAUAUGAGCUCCCAAAGAGAUUUUUCAAGUGUCAAAUUUAAAGAACUAUACUUUACGUCUUAUUGUUUAUAGAAAACAUGUAUUUCUGUAGAUGCGUUGCGCUGAACACAUAUUCACCAUACAUAUGACAGUAUAAAUGAGUUUCUAUUCACUCGAGAUCUAAUUUGUCCAACACCUGAAAGGUUUAACCUUGAAGGUGAUCAGCUAGUCUGCUAGCGCAGGCCACUUGUAAUACCGCUAAAUAACGUUUUAACAGCCUCAAGGAUUCCAUCCUCGUAAUCGGAAUAAUUCCCCUUGACCUCAAAGCAGAAUACACUCUAAAGCGUCGAUGAAGGUUUAUGGAUCGGUUCCCUUCGAGUGCCACACGCUCGUGCUUUCCACCCUAAACGUUUUAUGUUGCUUUCAAUCGACAAGUUUGCAGGUCUGCCUUCGACAGUGGCGGCUGAUGCACGAGCGUGAAUUUUAUGGGGUUAACAGACACCUUAGUCGCUUAGCUUUCUUCACUUGCAGUAAACCUCAGUAGAAGGGUAGACCCUCUUCCGGUUCACCUUGCCAUUCUAUUAGCGUUUCUGUCGACGCUCUUUUGGACUCGUAAAUUUGAGUUUUUUUCAUUUUUAGUGUAGUGCGUGCUGAACCUCAUCUAAGAUCGUGUUUAUUGUUGGUUCGUAACCGCAAAAAGCGUUAUCUAGCCUCUAACCCGUGGGUUGACCAUAGGGUGCCCACAAGUCACAAUCAGAACUGAUUUUCAUUUGACAGAUAGGUCUACGACCCUAGCGCAACACUGGUUUUAAGCUUAACAGACGUAUUCAGUAUAUUGUCUAGUUGCGGCCAGGGCGAGAGGAAACUCACCGAGGUUCUCUGCUCAUUACGUUCUGAGCCACGCAUUUGGCCGGGAUUGCUCCGUCUGUGAGAUUCUAUAUAUAAAUUUGAGGGCGGUCCUUUACCGGCCCUAUUGAAUUCAGUUAUAUAAAUUGACCACUCGGGAGUUGGACAAGAUAUAGACAACAUUCGCGAGCCGCGGAUAUUCAAACGUGACAUUGUAAUUGGUGCGUGGAGAUUCAAAGAUCUGUAUUAAGUAGCACGAUCAGUAAAGCAGGGAGCUGAUAGUAGGAUCGGUGACUCAAGAUGUACUCUUUGUUUGGCCUUUUUGUGGUCCUUUGCCUGUCAUUUUGGAGUCCGGUAGUGACAAUCAGAUGGCUGGGAAUUCGACAUACAUCGCAACACACGUGGGACAAAAAAGACUGCAACAGGAUCCAUGGAUUCAGUGGUAAACAGUACAAAAUAUGUCGGCGGAAUCUUCCAGCCAUGCUCUAUGUGACAGCAGCGGUCGAGAUGACCCGUGAAGAGUGCCAACAUCAGUUCCAAAAUAAAAGAUGGAAUUGCUCUACUAUCGUGAAAGCCCCACAGUUUUUACCGGAUCUGAAGCGAGGUACCCCAGAGGCUGCGUUUGUGUACGCUCUGUCAGCCGCUGCCCUCACCUAUUCCAUAACGCAGGCGUGCGGCAUGAAGCGCCUCAAGCCCUGCAAGUGUGGCACCAACCCCAAGUUCAAGCACCCCGAUGGCGAAUGGGGCGGUUGCCAUGACAACAUAGCUCGGGGCAUGCGCUUUAGCAAAGACUUCACGGACGCGGUGGAAGCUCAGCGCAUGAGGAAACACAAAUCGAUGGCCGUGGCUCUGAUGAACCUGCACAACAAUGGAGUCGGCAGGAAGGCCGUGCACUCCCGUCUUGAGUUCCACUGCAGGUGUCAUGGCGUUUCCGGUGGCUGCACAGCCAAGACCUGCAUCCGGCGCCUGGGCGACUUCCGCCUGGUGGCGGACCUCCUCAAGAAGCGCUACGCGCGCAUUGUGUACGUAGAAAGCAAAACGAAAUCCAAGCGCAAAGCGCGCGUCUUGAAAUCCAAGCGCGGACGGCGUCGUUAUACGUCAAGUGAUCUGGUGGCGCUCCAAGGGUCGCCUAACUACUGCCACAAAAACAGAAAGCGUGGAACGGCGGGGACGCACGGAAGGCUGUGUGACCCGACUAAGAGAAGAGGAGAAGGGAGCUGUGCGUAUCUUUGUUGCGGGCGAGGACAGAGGACUGAGGAGGUGGUACAUGAGGAGAGAUGCGAGUGCAAGUACAUAUGGUGUUGCUACGUCAAGUGUCAAACCUGCCGGAAACGGGUACGAGAAAGUCGAUGUUUGUGAACAUGCGCAAUUUAAGAAAGAACUUAAAGGUCAGAUUACUUACGUCAAACGAUCGCAAGUAAUGCUGGGAGAUGGAUUAGUUCACAAUAUUCCACGCGUCCAUUAUCAAGAAGAUAAAAAUGGAACCUAUUUUAAUAUAGAGCUCUGGCAGGCGGCUGUUCACCAUGUUUCGAGCACGUGUUUGUCAGUUGAUAAAUUGAACGACGUGAUUGACAGUUCCGCAAUAGCAAAUGGUAUCAUUUGGAGAGAGCGGGUUGUAGAAAUGAGACUCAAUGUUUCAUCAUAGAAUAACAUUGGGAAUUGGAUAUUUAUUGAAAUACCGCGAAAAACUUUACAUUACAGGAUAACCAGGCUUGGUUCAUAGUUUCACCUUUCGUUAUCUUCCAGAAUUCGAGCCAUAAAGACAAUGUGUAAAUAAUUGGCUGCUGUUUAUUAUUCGCACAAGCAACACUUAUGAUUCUGAUUGCAUUUUCAUCAAAGAAUACAUGCAACAGGCAAUUGCCUCAGAGGGUAUUAUUGUAUAAAUAAAGGCAGUUACAACUA